Trematosphaeria pertusa is the source of this 851-nucleotide messenger RNA. RefSeq lists its product as uncharacterized. The record is from RefSeq and is a predicted model, not a curated record. The coding region runs from base 15 to 506 and encodes 163 amino acids. NCBI's taxonomy places the organism in Eukaryota, Fungi, Ascomycota, Dothideomycetes, Pleosporales, Trematosphaeriaceae. The transcript is spliced from 3 exons.
CCUUCUCGAGCAGCAUGGCGAACGAGACACAAUCGGAAGGCGGGAUAAUAGGCAAGGACAGCAGCGUCGCUGUUGCGAUCAUUCUGCCUUCGCUGUUCGCUCUCAUUCUGUUCAUUCUGCUCACAAUAGCCUGUCUCCUGCCGAAAUGCACAGGCGAAGAGAGCGAGGCAACGAAAGAGCAGCGCCGCAAGAAGCGCCUGGAGAAGCUCGAGAACAGCAUCAAAGCUGAACACUUCCUCGACUGGGCGAAGAAGGAGCGGAAAGAGCACCCUGAGGUGCCUUUCACGACCAUGCUAUGCGUCAUAUGUCUCGAAGAGUUCGACGAUGCCGCCCAGAUUCGCGGGCUCGGUUGCCACCACGUCUUCCACCAAGAAUGCCUCGACGACUGGUUUGGCAGAUGGAACGAGUACUGCCCGCUCUGCCACCGCCCCAUAAUACCAGGCACCCGGCCGUCGAAGAAAGAGAGGAACGCGAACGAGCCGCCGCCCGUGGCCUUCAUGGUGUGAUUCACGCGACGAUGCUUCUAUGAUACCCCCUUUCCUUACUUCAACAACCAUGUCGGCGAGCGUUCUACGACAGCGCGAGGAAAUAAUGCACACUGGACGUGGACAGAGCUCUAUUUGCGGGUAAAGGGCAGGCGCAGCCGGAGAGUGAAUGGCACGUGUGGGCGGGGCUGCUGGACCCCACCACCCACUUCCCGAGGUUUGGCGCUUCCGACGGUUAAGAUGUGGCGUGCAUCGAGAACGUCUUGGCAGCGGGAAGGGCUCGUUUAUCCUUGCCUGGGAUCGGCAGCCGCUGCGGGAAUUGCUCGGAGCGGAUCCGACGGCAUGCGGGCACGCGGCGGCAGUGGG